Molecule: messenger RNA, 2008 nt
Organism: Sitophilus oryzae (rice weevil)
Lineage: Eukaryota; Metazoa; Arthropoda; Insecta; Coleoptera; Curculionidae
Product: protein Wnt-2-like
Exons: 6
Coding region: 342-1406 (354 amino acids)
Biological process (GO): cell fate commitment; canonical Wnt signaling pathway; multicellular organism development
Cellular component (GO): extracellular region
Molecular function (GO): cytokine activity; frizzled binding
Source: RefSeq, a predicted model, not a curated record
UUCAAUCUCGCAGCAUCAAUCGUGUGGACCGAAAAUUAUCUCGACUACUUCGCUGUGCGGCGUUCACCUGUCCGGUACUACCUAUUAUUUUUGCAAAACAUUUAAAAAAGGCAAUACCCGAACUUUUUUUCCAAAACAAAUAGCAUUUGUAAAUGUUAUGACGAUUUUUUCCAAUAUAGACAAUAAUUUUUGAUGACUCUUAUCUAAUUUUAAUGUUAAAGUGGGUGAUUGUGAUUCAGUUUAGGUACGUUUUGUACAAAUUUGAUCGACUUUCUAGUGAUAGUUAGUGAUGUUUUGUGAUUCGGCUGGUCCGAUGAGGUCUACACCUUGGCUUUUUCAGUAUGCGAUUUAGGGUUUUGGCACUGAUAGUGCUGAUUACGUGGACGAUCAAUGCUAGGAUAGUGUACGGUGUUUUAAAUCUAGGAGCAGAAGUAUUCUGUUCCAAAGUACCCGGUUUGACUCACAAACAGAGGGAAAUGUGCAAAUCAUCUCCGGACGCGAUGGUGGCCAUCGGUGAUGGUAUUCGCCUGGCAAUAGACGAGUGCAAGUACCAAUUUAGGCAUCAGCGAUGGAACUGCAGCGGUAUUGAAAAUCCUGCUGCGUUUGGGCACGUUGUCAUUGUCGGUUCCCGAGAGGCCGCCUUCACCUAUGCCAUCAGCAGUGCCGGCGUCACCUUCGCCAUCACCGCAGCUUGUUCCCGGGGCAACAUCUCGUCCUGUGGCUGCCAGAGCCCCUCCAGACACAAGGAGCCGGCGCCCCACGGCUGGAAAUGGGGCGGUUGCAGCGCCGACGUUGAUUUCGGCACCAGGUGGGCAAGGAAGUUCAUGGACGCGAGGGAGUUCGAUGGGGACGAGAGGAGCCUGAUGAAUUUGCACAAUAAUAAAGCCGGCAGGAAGAUUGUCAAAAUGAACCUCUUGCUGGAAUGUAAAUGUCACGGUGUUUCUGGGAGUUGUACCAUGAAAACAUGUUGGAAAACCUUACCAACGUUUAGACAGAUAGGUGACGCCUUGAUGAAAAAAUAUUAUAGAGCAAGACCGGUAACAGCAACAGCCAUUUACCUAAAUGCCAGGCAUUUGGAUCCAAGGAGACAGAGGAAGCGCCAUUUGGUGCUGACUAAGGGCAAAAUACCGAUCAAAAAAACGCCAAAAAAAUCGGAGUUAGUGUUUUUGCAAUUGUCGCCGAACUACUGUGAACGAGAUUUAGCAGUUGGCAGUUUAGGAACAAUAGGAAGAAAUUGCAAUAGAACAUCAAGAGGUACCGAUGGUUGUGAUUUGAUGUGUUGUGGCAGAGGUUACAACACGCACCAGUAUGUCAAAACAACACAGUGCAAAUGCAAAUUUCACUGGUGUUGUAGAGUAGAGUGUGAGACGUGUAGUGAAAAAGUAGAAGAAUACGCCUGUAAGUGAAUGUCUUCUUCAGUGAUACCUUUAGUAAACGAAGGGAAAUCUAAUCAAAAUGUAUAUGCAAUUUUUCGGAAGAAAGAUAGACCCUAUUAAAAUUUUCAAUAAUUAUGUUGUCAUAUAAACUAUUAUUGCAUGACGUAGGUUGUCUUAACUGAGAUAUACAACAUAUUAUAAUCUAAAUGACAAUUAAAAUGUAUGUAAAAAUGUCGCGUUACUUAAAAAAUACUAAUUUUAAAAGCUAAUGAAAUUCCUAUAAAAUGUUCUAUAUUCAAGAUAUCAUCGUUACCAGAAAAAAAUUUAUAAUGAAAGCAUAUUGUAGUCCAGGGGGCAGUAAAAUUUUUUUGUACUUAUUUUCCCAGUGGGUGAACAAUAGUUUGUUCGGAUGGUGACAUUAAAUGAAAAUUUGUGAGUGUGGCUAAAAUUUUCGGAUGGAUUUUCUAAAUAAAAUAAAAAAAGUCCACUUAUUUUUCCAGUCAUAAAUAUUUGACAUUUAUUAAAGUGAAUCAUUUUAUUAAUGAAAAUUACAGUCUAGCAACUCUCAAAGCAAAAAUUUGACAGAUUUUUGAUAUCCAUAACCCUUACUUUUUCAUGCUUGAAAUUUAACG